Messenger RNA from Seminavis robusta, 1894 nucleotides. The record is from the annotation of a GenBank genome assembly. Lineage: Eukaryota; Bacillariophyta; Bacillariophyceae; Naviculales; Naviculaceae.
AUCGGCUCGACUGGCGCGCUGUCCCGGAAUAAGCUUCGGGACUGAACCAAGCGGAAAGCUGCGGAACCAAACCAAAACAACCACAGCGUUCUCAAAAGGUGUGGCCAUGACGGAAGGAGCUUGAGCAACAACGCGUACCGGUAUCAUAGCAAAUAAGAGGUUUAAUACUGCCAACCAGACCAUGACAAUCUACUCCAGGAAUCACAACAGCGGUGGAUCUCUUUUGGUGCUUCUGCUGUCACCAAUUCUCUGUUCGGCACUGCACCACAAUUUCUACAUCAAGAAUGAUCUUCGCACUGUCAUUGGACCCGUCGGGGUGCCAUUUGGCUUCUUGGUGGAUGGUUACUACGAUCUCCAAGUCUUUGAUUUUUCCUUGAAUCUGGACAAGAAAAAAUACAAGGCGGUCAAGGGACAAGAAGACCUUGAACCCAUGCAAGUUCUGGACAAUCUCGAAGCGGGUCUUUUAUUACAGAGAUUUGAGAAUGAAGCCGCCUUCAAUCAAUACAUGGAUGAACUCAAGGCCAAUUCCAGUGUUUGUGCUUUUGAGUAUUUUCUGGACGACGAUGAUUCCUACCUCAAAUCUUUGCCAGGAUGGGACGACAAUGAAGAAGACCACAAGAUUGAAGGAGACUUCACGGCCGAAAAUGGAGUCUUCUUGUCCCUCAAAGCCUGGCAAAAACAAAAGAAUGUCGGAGUCGAUUCAGCCAUGAGACACGUGCACUACAAAUUCAAGCCUGGCGAGGAUGGACUCUAUUUUUUGAUUUAUCAGAUAUGCCCCACGAAAGCCAGUGGAAGUUCUGUGGUCCCUCGUGGAGUGGUCUCUACCUUUGAAUUAGACUUCCAUUUUCUCAACUUUGAUCGAUGGGGAAAACAGUCCUACUUGACUGCAGGAGAAAUGAACAUGCCAAUGGUAUUCUUUUACUUCUUUGUCAGCUACUCCUUUUGUGCUGGGUGGUGGAUCAGCAACAUACGCAAGGCUAGGAACGACAAGUCACCUGGAAAACCGGUUGUCUAUGCCAUUCAUCACCUCAUGUCGGCACUCCUUUGCGUCAAGGUGAUUACGGUCUUGCUGGAAAGCAUUCGGUACCAUUACAUUCGUGUCGUGGGUCAUGCCGAACUAUGGUCCUUCGCCUACUACACGUUCGACUUUUUAAAGGGAACGUUCCUGUUUGUGGUGAUUCUACUCAUUGGAUCUGGGUGGAGUUUUGCCAAACCCUUCUUAUCGGGCAAUGAAAAGAAGGUCAUCUUGGCCAUUCUCAUAUUGCAAGUAAUCAACAACAUUGCCUUGGUAGUCUUGGCACGCGAAACAGAAGGAGAGGCUCGAUUCGACGGCUGGCAGGCAAUCUUGCAUUUGGUGGAUAUCAUUUGCUGCUGUGCCGUUCUAGUGCCGAUUGUCUGGCAGGUUAAUCAGUUGGAAAAGAGCGUGAUUGUCGAGGAUCCAAAUCACCCCGACUACAAUGGCAAUAACGACAACGAGGCUGCGGCGGAAGGAGUUGUUCCCAGAGAGGGUGACAUGGAUAUGGGUGAAAAGGGACGAAUCUUGUCCAAGUUGAAGCUCUUUCGAACGUUCUACAUGAUGGUGGUGGCGUACAUUUAUUCAACGAGAAUACUUGUGUACCUGUUUGCGACUAUGUUGUCCUACAAGCAUCUUUGGAUACGAUAUUUUGUGAUUGAAGUGGUCACGUUGACGUUUUACGUGGUGACUGGUUUCCAGUUCCGACCAAUGGCCGACAAUCCGUACCUGGGAGUUAAGCGAGAAGAUGACUUGGGUGACGAUGAUAAUUUCAUCAAUGAAAGAGAGCUCGAAAUGAAAUAAUCGCACAAAUAGCUGCAUGGCACGAUGCUGCCGUUUUUGAUAGACUACAUGUACCUGUUCAAAACACAAAUGAGGCAU